AUUUCAAAACUGUCAACAAAUUUGAUUACUAGAGAUGCCAAACUAUCGAGGACGUCAUCAAACGAGACAGAAUUGGAGUUCUAAGCCAAGAGAAGAGCACUCCCCGAGCAAAGGCGCAUACAGGGACAAAAUCUGGAGCGGUCCAGUCAGUGAGGUCGCCAGGCAACAAACGGUGUACGACUGGGUGACUACAGGUGCUUAUUCCCUUGGAUCGCCAGACUCGUGGCCAUCUUAUCCGGACGAAAUCAUACUGAUGAACGAGUCCCGAAAUGCUCAGACAUCCCGCAUGUCGCGUCGGUCGGCUACUCCCGGUCCAAGAUUGUCACAAGAUAGAAGGACAAGAACUACAGCACCCGCCGUUGCGCCGAUUCCGUUUCAGAGGGCACAGCCUCGAGUAGAAGUGGAGAGACAAAGAAUCGACGAGCCUGUCGCACAGGACCUGAUUAUCGAUGAUGGGAACGGUACCAACAAUUCGAACGAUUCGAGUAUUUGUGGCUUUGUGGAGGAAUCCGAGGAACUCGUAUAUCCACAGUGGGUUUACUAUCUGUACCCAUUGAUUCCUACCGCGCCUAACUGCAACAACGAGAAGUCGUACAAAGAAGGUGGCAAUUGGUACAACUCUCCAUGAAUGAUCUCCCUCUCCAGCUUCUCUCAAUCUGUCAUAUUUCUUAUGCCUGAGUUGCUCCUCAUUUUAAGAAUGUAUCAUUCUCAUAUUAUCUGUCAUAUUCUCACUCCCAUCAUGCCCGUAAUCAAACCCCCGUCAUUCAUUUUUCUCUGUACCGGUUAAGAAGUUCUAACAUUGUAUUUUCCAUGAUUCUAAGUCAGGAGCUUUUUCCCCAUUAUUAAUCCAUAAUACGAUCGAAGGUUAUUUACCAUCGAUGAUUGGAAGGUUGAAUUAAUUUCACAUUGUUUUCUAUGAAACGUUCAUCCGAUCCUCAUUGACCAUUCGAUCCUUUGUUAUAUUUUCCCAUUUUUACUGUACCCAUCACCUCAUACGCAUCCUUUUAGGCUAGAAGUCUGCAUUAGCAGAAUAACUUUUGAGCUUUCACCGAAUGUCUGUCCCAUGUCUGCUCUCUCUUUUCCUUUUUGUUUUUGUUUUCCUCUGGUCAAUGUUUCAAUUCCUUCUGGUUUUUUUGAAUCACAAUAAACAUUCUCCAG
Molecule: messenger RNA, 1158 nt
Organism: Caenorhabditis elegans
Lineage: Eukaryota; Metazoa; Nematoda; Chromadorea; Rhabditida; Rhabditidae
Gene: ZK616.5
Exons: 8
Coding region: 35-628 (197 amino acids)
Source: RefSeq, marked reviewed